AUGCAACGGGCAAGUGAUCUUCUUCUAGGCGUCUCAAUGUUCGCUGAACCAAUCAGUUUUAAAAUCCUUGAUCGUGCGGGUUUAGCUAUGAAUGAAUUGUGCAAUAUGGGAAUUAUAGGUAAACCUUUAUGGCAUCAACAUAAUUCAAAUCGAUACGAAAUUCUUAACGGUAUUGAAUAUUUGAAAUAUGUUGGUCGGAUUGAUACGACGUUAAUGGAUAUUGUUAAAUUGGCUGAGGUCGGAGAAGUUCAAGCUUUACCUAGCUUUGAUUUGUAUGGAAAUCAGAUCAAUUCAAUUUCAAAUGAAAAUUCCGUACAAGGGUUACAAAUCGAAGCUUCGCGAGAUACAGCAAUGAUUAACGCCGGUCCGAAUGACAUUGUUGAAUUACUUAUGAAUGUGAAUCAAUGGGGGAUGACAUUUCACAACAUUGUUUCAAGAGCAACAAUUCUUGGAAGCUUUAUGAAUGGAGUCGAAGGAAGUUAUGAUGGGAGAUUGCAUGUGAUGAAUGCAGAAUUUCAUUUGCCUAGUCCAGUGGUACCGACUCGAGAGUGUUGUUUUGUAAGAUACUGCAAACAAUUGUCUCCUAAUGAUUGGGUUGUUGUUGAUGUAUCUUUGGAGGACCUCUUCCCUUAUCCAUCUACCAAUUUUCGAAAAAGACCUUCAGGUUGUAUGAUUAAAGGAAUGCCUAAUGGAUACUCUAAGGUUACAUGGGUGGAGCAUGUGGAAGCAGAUCAUAGCCAAUUGAAUGAUCUUUUCAAGCCAUUAGUAACCUCUGGCUUGGCUUUUGGUGCAACGCGAUGGCUAGCUUCCAUUGUUCGACACUUUGAGUGGGCUGAAACACUUAUGACUACACAAUUUUUUUCUGAUAAGAAGGUUUUUAUACCUCAAACUGGAAGAACAAGUUUCUUGAAACUGGCUGAUAGAAUGAUGAGAAAAUUUUGUGGGAAUCUCAGUGCUACAACGACCAAUCCAUGGAUGCGACUUGCUCCCUUUCCCAAUUCAACUGAUGUUAGAGUUAUGAUUCAGAAUAUUAUGCCUAAUACUUCAAUUAACCUUGUUGGAACAACAAUAGUUUUUUCUACUACUAUUUGGUUUAAUAUCUCCCCAAAUCAAUUAUUCAACUUCCUUCGCCAUGAGAAGUCCAGAAACAAGUGGGAUAUACUUUCACAAACACUUUCAAUUGAACAAUUUGCAUGCAUGACUAUCGGCGAACAUCUAGAGAAUCGUGUUUCUUUGCUGCGAGCAAGUGAUUCUAAGGACAAGACUGAAAUCUUUUACCUGCAAAAGAGUUACGCAGACGCGACAACUUCCUACGUGAUUUAUACACCAUUAGACGAAUCGGCAUUGAUUCAUCUUGCAAAAGGAUCGAACCCAGACAAUGUUAUUGCAUUUCCUUCUGGAUUUGCUAUUAUUCCGGGAGGGUUACCGAAAGAUAAUGGCAAUAAUGCUGGUAGCAAUGAAAGUCUUCUAACUAUCUCAUUUCAUCUUAUUGAUAAAGCUACCAAUAUUACAAGUAUCCCUUCUGAAUCAGUUCAAACUAUAUAUGGGAUCAUUACGGAAACUGUUACUGCUAUAAAGGAUGCAUUAUCGUGUCAUAGUCGACUCAACAAUUGGGUGCAAGAUGAGUUGAAAAAUGGCGCAGUAAAGAAAUAG
This is a messenger RNA of Lathyrus sativus (Indian pea), 1653 nucleotides long. The record is from the annotation of a GenBank genome assembly. Lineage: Eukaryota; Viridiplantae; Streptophyta; Magnoliopsida; Fabales; Fabaceae.